Molecule: messenger RNA, 618 nt
Organism: Humulus lupulus (European hop)
Lineage: Eukaryota; Viridiplantae; Streptophyta; Magnoliopsida; Rosales; Cannabaceae
Exons: 2
Coding region: 1-618 (205 amino acids)
Source: RefSeq, a predicted model, not a curated record
AUGGAAGACUAUGAAACUGUGGCACUCACUGAAGAAUGUAGUGCAAUAUUGCAAAGGAAGCUGCCCCAAAAGUUGAGAGAUCUGGGGAACUUUACUAUACCUUGCACAAUUGGAAAAUUUGAGUGUAAGCAUGCCUUGUGUGAUUUGGGGGCGAGUAUUUAUCUGAUGUCUUUAUCUGUGUUCAGAAGACUUGGUUUGGGUGAAGCAAGACCAACAACAGUUACUCUACAGUUGGCAGAUCGAUUGAUGAAGCAUCCAUGGGGUAUCAUUGAAGAUGUUCUUGUGAAGGUGGAUGAGUUUAUUUUUUCUGCUGAUUUUAUUGUUCUUGAUAUGGAGGAGGAUGUAGACGUGCCUAUCAUUCUUGGAAGACCAUUCCUAGCCACAUGCCAAGCUCUCAUUGAUGUUCAGAAGGGUGAAUUGAAGCUUUGGGUUCAAGGAGAAGCGGUGGUAUUCAAUGUCUUCAGGGCAAUGACGGUGAGUAGUGAUGCCUCAGAGGCAGCGUUGAUAGGUGGUGAGGAAGAUGAUGGUGAUGUUGAGAUGAAAGAAUAUGUGAAUUGGAUUAACUCUUAUCAACUGUACAGGAAGAAGUCUGAAGAGUUGGUAGAGGGACUUGAAUGA